Fusarium mangiferae is the source of this 1167-nucleotide messenger RNA. RefSeq names its product putative NCS6 Protein with role in invasive growth. Gene Ontology annotation, molecular function: tRNA binding. Bases 1 to 1167 code for a protein of 388 amino acids. The record is from RefSeq and is a predicted model, not a curated record. The transcript has a single exon. Gene Ontology annotation, cellular component: cytosolic tRNA wobble base thiouridylase complex; mitochondrion. Gene Ontology annotation, biological process: tRNA wobble position uridine thiolation. NCBI's taxonomy places the organism in Eukaryota, Fungi, Ascomycota, Sordariomycetes, Hypocreales, Nectriaceae.
AUGGCACCUACACCUUGUGUUCGGUGUCAGAACAACCGAGCUGUUGUAAAGCGACCCAAGAACCAUCACAAGCUAUGCCGAGACUGCUUCAUCAGAGUGUUCGAGGACGAAGUCCAUCACACAAUCACAUCAUCAGACCUCUUCUUUCCGGGUGAACGAGUUGCUAUUGGUGCUUCAGGUGGCAAGGAUUCAACAGUGCUGGCUUCUGUAAUGAAGACUUUGAAUGAACGACACAACUAUGGACUUGACCUAGUACUUUUGAGUGUCGACGAGGGCAUCAAGGGAUAUCGGGACGACUCCCUAGAGACAGUCAAGCGAAAUGCUGUUCAAUACGACAUGCCCCUGGAAAUUGUUGGUUACGAUGAACUGUACGGAUGGACCAUGGACCAAGUUGUCGAGACUAUCGGAAAGAAGGGAAACUGCACAUAUUGUGGUGUUUUCAGACGACAGGCCCUCGACCGAGGAGCUAAAAAGCUGGCCAUUCAGCAUGUCAUCACUGGUCACAACGCUGACGAUGUUGCCGAGACCGUUCUCAUGAACUUGCUACGAGGCGACAUGCCACGCUUAUCCCGAAGUACCAGUAUUGUUACUGGAAAUGCAAGCAGUGAGGUCAAGAGAAGCAAGCCUCUCAAGUAUGCAUACGAGAAGGAGAUCGUACUUUACGCACAUCACAAGAAGCUGGACUACUUCAGCACAGAGUGUAUUUACAGCCCCGAGGCUUUCAGGGGAACCGCGCGUGGACUUAUCAAGAAUCUGGAGAAAGUGCGGCCAACUGCAAUUCUCGAUAUUGUACGAAGUGGAGAGGACAUGGCUCGACUUACACCAGACAAAGGCCAAGCUGCGUGUGGCUGCGACGAAGGCGAGGGACUCGGAGGUUGCGGAUCAGCCAACGGGCGGACUUCUGGUAAUGAGAUGGCCCAGGUCGAGGCCAGCCUGAAGAAAAAGCACGAGUCUGCAGCUCUCGAGACAGAGAUCACAUCCAAUGGAGCACCUAAGGACGACAUAGUUGCCUUGCCAAUAAGGACCAAGAAGCAAAAGGAGGCACCUGCACCAAAACAAAACCUAGGGAAAUGUGUCAAAUGUGGUUACAUGUCGAGUCAGACCAUGUGCCAGGCUUGCACAUUGUUGGAGGGUCUAAAUAAGAAUAGAGCAGAGAUAGCGAUAUAA